This is a messenger RNA of Lutzomyia longipalpis, 3536 nucleotides long. It is a transcript of the gene Nop17l, whose product is annotated as protein kintoun. Gene Ontology annotation, biological process: axonemal dynein complex assembly. The transcript is spliced from 4 exons. Gene Ontology annotation, cellular component: cytoplasm. NCBI's taxonomy places the organism in Eukaryota, Metazoa, Arthropoda, Insecta, Diptera, Psychodidae. The coding region runs from base 555 to 2900 and encodes 781 amino acids. The record is from RefSeq and is a predicted model, not a curated record.
AGAACGCCAAGCGGCGCUACGGGCGAUGUGUCAAAAUCAUCUGUGUGGUGCGAAGCGAAAAGAAAUUGCGUCAGAAAAGUAUUGAAAAACGGAAUAUUCCGCGAAAAACAAGAAUUUUGGACAUUUUCCUCAUCUCUUCCCAUUCAGUGUUAUCUCCCAAACCUCCCUGAAGUGCUAUUUAAGUGUUUGAAACCACAAAAACUCUCGUCAAUUUGUGCUAAAGUGAUUCAAAUUGGAUUUCUUUUCCAAUUGCCGUGAUUUUUCUUGUAUUUUUGAGAAAGUUUCUGAGGACCUUGCUGGUUGGGGGAAUAAAAAGAGGAAGAGUUAAGAAAUUUUGCUCAGUACUUUUCCAUCAGUGUGUGCGUGUACGGCUUCUAAUCAGCUCGCGAAGUCAGAGCGACGAUCAGCGAGAGACUCGUUUUUUUUCUGCCAUCUCUCUUGAGAUUCCGGACGAAAUUGCGUAGUUGAGAAAUUUUUUGGCAAGAACUGCCGGUUUGCAAAAAUUUGUGGAGCAUUAACUCUACACGCUAGCUGGGUGAAUUGUGCUCUUCAGCAUGAACAGGGAUAAAUGGGAGGAACUGGACCUGAGUACAGAUGAGAUAAAAUCCCUGACAGAUGCACUGCAGAAGGAGGAAUUUCGUAAGUUGCUCGUUGAGUACUGCCAAGAGUUGAAUGACCCAGAAAAUAAGAAGAAAUUCGAGGAGGAACUGACCCAAUUGGAGGCUGAACGUGGAAUUGAUGUCACCUUCAUCAACCCCGAGCCAGGGUAUGUGGUGAAGACGACGGUGGAUGGGCAAAUGAAGGGCUUCAUAAAUGUGUGUCAGAGUGGAAAAGUACAGCGUCCGGUGAGUGAGUACCGUGCCGCUGCAAAUGGCGAGAGGGGCCUCAAUUGGACACUGCCACACACCCAGGCGCCCCCACGACGUGAUGUUGACAACAAGAAUACCAUCUGCAUGGUGUACGAUGUUGUUUUCCAUCCGGAUGCCCUCCAUUUGGCCGCAAAGAAUAGGCGCUUCCGGGAUAUUCUUACGGACACCGCGUGUGAUGCCGUCGAGACGGCUUUUGCAGUGAAACUCGAUCGGACUAAUGUGAAAUACCCCAAAGUGGCGUUCAAAGGGACACCCAAACCCACAGUGAUUAGGCGUAAGAGUGAUAAUCCCCCUGUGUGUGAACCCAGCCCCUUGGAUGCCAUUUAUCCACCCCUGGCGAAUCCCAAUGAGGACGAGCCCAAAGUGCGCGUUGUGCCUCAGUGUCCCAAACCCAGUGCCUACGAGACGCCUCGCUAUACAAUCACCCACCGUCGUGACGUGGACUACGAAGAAUUCACGCACGAGCUCGAUGCAAAACUCAAUGUGACCGUACCCAAGGAGUUGGUAAUUGCAGUUGAUCUGCCCCUCCUGAAAUCCACGGAGACCGUCUCCCUGGAUGUCACACGGAAACGCAUUGUCCUCCUCUGUGAGCAUCCGGCAAAGUACAAACUCGACAUUGUGCUACCCUACGAAGUGGAGGAACGCCAAGGGGCAGCCAAAUUCGAUGCUACAUCACGUCGACUAUCGAUUACCCUGCCCGUUGUCAAGGAGCACCACUUGCAGCUCAUUGACGUCACGCGUCAGGAUAGUGGAGUGGAAUCGAUGCCACACAGCCCAGCUGCCUCCCCCACCGGCUCCGAAGGGAACGACGAUGUCUUCGAAGAGAAAUUCCUCGAUGCAUCCACCCCGUACACACUGCCAAGCUUCACGUGCAACACCCUCGAUGGUGCUGUGGCAUUCACACUCAACGUGAAGAAUGUCGAUCCCAGCUCUGUGCACGUGAAGCAGGAUGAGAUGCAGGUUUGUGUGAAAUUUGCAUCCAUCGGCGGUGGCUUCUACCCGUCCCACUAUGCAUUCGUGGCGAAAUUCCCAGCUGGGAAGAUUCUGGAUGCAUACGCAGAGGCAUGGGACAAUAAUGUGGUGCUCCAGUGCGAUAUUCAGGAUCUCCACUUAUGCGACCACUACACCGUAGGCCUCGCGGAACAAUUCAAAAACUACCCCCUUAAAUUCCCAACGUUAGCCGUUGAAACAGGUGAUCCCGUGAUUGAGGAUGAUAGUCUUCGGAUAGAAGUGAGAUCCUUCACUGCGGAAGAGGUGGAAAUUGAUCUGAAGUCCGACGAUAAUCCCCCACCGGAGGAACCCAAUGAAGAAGUCAUUGAAGCUGAAAAUGCGCCUUCAGCGGACGCCCCUAAAGAGCCUCCGCCGGCGCAGGAGAGUAAAAAGGGAAAUGCAAAGAAGAAGAAUCGAAAACAUCGCUCCCUGUCUGAAUCCUACUGCGACAUGUCGUCAAAGGCCCAAACGGGGUCCCUGAAUGAAGAGAGAUCUGUGAGGAAAUCUCGCAGCUUAUCGGAAUCAAGCGGCGAUGAACAUGGAAGCCCACAGAUUCGCUUCAAGAGUAUCCUCAAGCGCAGCUGUAGCUACAACCCGAGUGUCUCGAGUUCCGUUGAUGAUCCACAGUUCUCCGUGUCUGUGGACCUUGGUGUGGGCUCAUUUGAUGGCAUCCCCGAGCAUCAGGAGCUUUCGGAGAGCUGCAAGAAGACCGUGCGUUUCAGUGAUGUCAUUCGGAAGCAGCUCUUUCGGUCAAACUCAAGUAUUCUUGGCAGACGUUUGAAAAACAUGAAAAAGAGAGCUAAGAAACGUGCCCAAGAGCAUCGUCGGAUGAGUGAGAGUGAAAAUUCAGAGUGCGAAGAGAAGGAAAAGCCACUAAAUGGAUCGAUGCAGCGUCGCGAUAGCGGUGUCGAGAUGUACGAUGGAACUGGCAAAGGGAAGGGGCAGCAGCAUGCCAAGAAGGGUGGUCAGCCGAAGAAGAAAUUCGAUAAUACUGCCGAUUUGGAAUACAAAAGCGGAAUGAUUUUCAAUUUGGAAAUUUGAAAUUUUCCAUCACGUUGUGAUAGAAUUCAUUGAUCAAAUCAAUAUUCUUAUAACUUUUUUUCCCUCUUUAUUUUUCGGAGUAGAAGAAAACCCUUUAUCAGCUCAAUAUUUCCAAAUGAAUUUGUUUGAAUUUAUUUUACUAAUUCUCACACAAAAAAAAUUGUAACGAAGUUUAAUGUAGUUUUGCGUCUUUAGAUGAGAUCAGCAAGGAUAGUUUGUGGAGGAAGUAAAAUAAUCACACGCAUACACUUUUAAUAAAUUGCAUAAUAAUUACUCCCUCGCUAAAUGAUGGAAGAAUAAUAAUGGAAUAGAGAACAUUAAAAUUUACAAAUUUCAAUGAGAAUAAUCCUAACAUUAGUAAUAUUUCAUUAUACACAGGUUUGCGCAGUACAAGUUUUUUUUUUGUCUCCUUAGCAUUAGAUCACGAAAAUGUGAAUAAAAAAUCCAUCUCCUACUUAUAAUACUUCAAUUACUACAUACAAAAAUACAAUGUAUUUGUCUAAACGGAGGAAAAUGAAAGAAAAGAAAUAAGAAUCGCAUGCAAAAUUGACAUAGUCGAGAAAACAGUAGAAUUUGUAGUCUUAUAAGGUAGCCCAGCACUGCAAAAUGUAUCUAAUAAAAGAAUUUUCAAAUGAA